Messenger RNA from Phycodurus eques (leafy seadragon), 327 nucleotides. RefSeq names its product prokineticin 1 (gene prok1). Bases 1 to 327 code for a protein of 108 amino acids. The record is from RefSeq and is a predicted model, not a curated record. The transcript is spliced from 3 exons. NCBI's taxonomy places the organism in Eukaryota, Metazoa, Chordata, Actinopteri, Syngnathiformes, Syngnathidae.
AUGAGCUUCUUCCAAGCGGUGCUGCUGUCCUUUCUUCUCGUGUCUGUGAGCUGGUCCAGAGCAGCGGUCAUCACAGGAGCUUGCGAACGAGACAUGCAGUGUGGCUCGGGUUUGUGCUGUGCCGUCAGUCUCUGGCUGAGGGGUUUGAGGAUGUGCGUCCCGAGGGGCACGGAAGGGGACCAGUGCCACCCGCUGAGCCACAAGGUUCCCUACCCUGGCAAAAGGCAGCACCACACGUGCCCCUGCCUCCCCCACUUGGUGUGCACCCGCUACGCUGGAAGCAAAUACAGAUGCACCGACGACUACAAAAACAUUGACUUUCAAUAA